UAAAAUCUAAAAAAAAUGACAAGAAUUAUGAAGGGUUGGAUGAUCCCUCAUUUGCAAAUUGAGAAAUCCACCCAUAUAUAAGAUACGAUCAAAACCAGGGGAGGCAUAUAGUUGAAUUUAUGUGAUCAUAUUAGUGACAGUCACGGUAGUUGAAACUUGAAACCCCAACAACAACGUUAUUACGGAAACAGUAGAAGAAGAAUCAAAGGCAGCGAAUAAGAAAGAAAAGGGAAUGGUUGGAGUGAAAAGAAGGUCAACUUUAUUGGGUUUAGGUUUUCUAAUGUUUAUGGGUAUUGCUGUCUAUUUCAGACUUUGGGCUAUUGACUACAGCAUUUCUUAUGACGACACUGAAAUCUUAAGGCGACAGUUUGAUAUAGCUAAUAGGGAAGCAAUGGAUGAAUCUGCUGAAUGGAGGCUAAAGUAUGAUGAGGAGGUAGAUAGGGUGAAAAAGUGCUUGAAAGAACUUCAAGAGUUUCAGGAGUCGUCUCGGAAAGCAGAGGAUGCUUCUGGUAUUAACAAUAAAUUGACAAUACUAAAAAAGGAGAAUUCGUUCUUACUUGAAAGGGUGGAAACAUUAAGACGACAGCUUGAAGAGGAAAAGCGGAAGUGCAAUUCACAAUACAUGAAUUAAUCACGAAAGCAUUGAUGCGGAGUGGAUUAUUUGUCACUUUGUUCUCAAGUGUUUCAUUUCUAAGCUCAGAUGUUUGAAAGAUUUUUGUGGUAUACCAGUUUUCAACCAUGGAAGAAUUUUGAUUGGAUGAUUCAUGGUCUCAAAUUUUCAUCAUAGAGACUCUGGCAUCCAGGGAAAUACAUGAGUCACCCUUAUCAUCCCCUCUCCCCCAUUAUAUUUUUUAGGUACAUUUUAUUAUAGACAAAUAUGUUGUUUCUUUAUCUCCAGAGAUGUCUAUUAGUUUUCAUUGUUUACCUUUUAAAAAAAAGAACAGGUGUCCUCUGUAUGCAUCGCUUUUAUUGUAAGCUUGUUUCUUUCUAAUACGUCUCUAGUAGUAGAUAUCUAAUUUCUUUAUUAGUCACUAUUAUGAUACCAUUUAAUAAAAUUUGGAGCAUGCAGCAUUUUUAGUAUUUCUAUAUUAUUUGCGGCUGAUUAAAGUCAUACUCGAGAAUCAUGUGAAGUUCCACAUUGUAGGGGUAGGUUAGCAAAUGCCUAUCUAUCUAUCUAUCUAUCUAUCUAUCCAUACUAUACACAAUUGAAUGUUAGUGUUGUUGGAAUUUUCUGUGUCAACCUCUCAACAAAUGGCUUCUUCAGCACACCACUAACUAACUCACUAUUUGUUCUCUUUAAUUCAAAUUCAGAGACACUGCUCAUUCAGUAGUUGCUUCUCUUAACUUCUCUCUCUCUCUGAUUACAUUCUUCUUUCCGUAAUUCAAAUUCUCUGUCUCUUGUUCUGUCCUUCACACCUUCCCCUCCACCACUCAUGCUCAUCUUCUGCUAGGGCUCCUAACUAGUUCAUCUACUUCCUCGUGUGCGCAUGAUUGUACGUGACUGAUAUGAAGACACUCAAGAAGACAAACCUCGCCCGAUUUGAAGAGGAACCCAUGAAGAUCCACACAUCGAAGCGCUAGUUCCUUCUCUGCAUUCUCGUCUUGAACAAUGGUUCAUUUCCAGCCAAAUAGAAGAGUUUGCUCACACAGCAGCUUGUGUCACAGGGGAUGCUCAGGGCUUGCAUUGGCGUUUGUGCACUGUGGUGUUCAUGGAGGCACUGGUGAGAGGCUUCCUUCUUUCUUCUAUUUCCUUUUUUUCUCUUGUAUUCCACCCCUUCUUUUUUCGAUAGAGGGUCCUGCAAGGAGGGAGGCAUAAUCAGUGUGGCCGUGGAUGUGUGCGGAAGAGACAGACCAGAGCUUCAGUAGAUAUGUGUUGGAGCUGCUGUAUGGUGCCUCUUUCCUGAUUUGCGUCUUUUUUGUUUUUUCACUGCUAACUUUUUUCCGUUGUUGAUUUGGUUCUAUGGCUGGUUUACUUUAAUCUGGAUUUAAGAAGGAAAUGCAAAAUUUCACUACUUUGACGUGGACAUGGUAAAGAAAGAAAAAAAUUUGGCUCUCAAGGGGUCCCAUUCUUCUCAGCUUCUCGUUAAGUUGGCUUCUCAGCUUUCAGUACCAAGAUUGGCUUAGGCACCUUGUGCCAAUGAAACUUCAAUGUUCUACAGGUUUUCAUAUAUUUCCAUGAAUGUAUGUAUGUGGACUUAGAUUCAUGUGGAGAUUUCAAGGGAUCAGCAGAUUGAUUUGAAUGUGUAUCCUGGUUUGUGAAUUGCAUCACUGCUUGUAUAUCAACAUCGAAGGCUCUUUAUUUGCUCGUAUCAAUUACUAAAUGGAGAUAAUAACAUGGUCUAAUUAUGUUUUCCCUUGUUGUUGAGAAAGAGGUGGUUUGGUAUUUGGACUCAAACCUUUGAGAAAAACCUUGGAGUAGCUGGAACUUCAGUUUCUUCUGAUCAGUAGGAAUCAGAAUGAAACCAAGGCAAGUUCUACGGUUGACUGUGAAUUGAUACUUGAAAAUUGUCUAAAACUCCAUCGAUGAUCGACAUCCUCCCUUGGAAGUGUUUCAAUUCUUCAGCUUUAAUUGACAUUGUCCCAAACUCCAUAGAUGUCCCAUAUUGUCAAUUAGGUAGUAACAUGUUUUUUGUUAUGUCAUCUAUUUGUAUUCACUUGGUUCAACUUUGUUGUUGACCACUUUUGUCUGACUAUAAACGUGUUAGGAAACUACAGCUGAGAUUACAACACAUUGCUGCUAGACUGUUAUCACUCUGAGUUCAGGGUUGCAUUUUGAUCAUAAUUUUCUGUAUCGUUGUUAAGUGCAAUGCCUUGUUGUCAAGGUUAUCAAAAUCACGAGUUAACUCAUGGAAUUGUAUUAUUCAAAAAGUUCAUAAUAUUGGUUGACUUGGUUGUGGAAA
Molecule: messenger RNA, 2900 nt
Organism: Cicer arietinum (chickpea)
Lineage: Eukaryota; Viridiplantae; Streptophyta; Magnoliopsida; Fabales; Fabaceae
Source: RefSeq, a predicted model, not a curated record